Messenger RNA from Ectocarpus sp. CCAP 1310/34, 1721 nucleotides. Lineage: Eukaryota; Phaeophyceae; Ectocarpales; Ectocarpaceae. The record is from the annotation of a GenBank genome assembly.
GUGGAACGGCCGCACCACCAGCACGUACAGAUGAAUGACAGCUAUGUAACAAUCAUGGGAGUUUUGAAUCAUUGGCUCAGACAUCCUCACACGGUAAGCAAGACUGCUUGUAGCAGCAACAUAAGUGUAUCGAAUAGCUAUGGUCCGUCCGGGACAAUUUGUGCAUUCUCGUUUUGGGCGAUCAAUUUUUUAAUCAUGAGAUGGGAGUUGAAACAACGAUGUUCGUGAUCGCCUCGCCUCGUCGAGCUACGUCGAUAGCUGCAGAGUUUUUUUUUUUGAGAAAAUGCGACAUUUUCGGCCAAAAUGAUCCAGGGUACCCCCAAUUCAUUCCGCGGAACCCCCGAAUUAUACGGCGGAAUGCCCUAGCUAGCUCCGUGGUGGCAUAUCGGAGAGGAAAAGGUCUCCAAAAUCCAGUUUUUCGUCGAGAACUUCCUUGUAUUUCACUCGAAUCAAAAUCGGAAAAUUUUCGAGGUCUGGGGAAUUCCGAGAGCUGUCGAAAUCCGGUCUCAGAAUUGUGUUCUGAUAAACAGACACCCCCAGGAAAAAGGAAUCCGAGAUUUCCGGUCAUUUGCUGAUAAAUGACGAACAAAAAUAAACGGUUUCCACAGGGACACGCGCCUGGAGACAGGGUGUUUCCCGGUACUUUCAUUUUUCGGAACAACCCCCCCACCCCGGAGAAAAGCUGACGUAAGUGCAGGUCGGAAUUAUGGACAAAUUGUCCCAGACGGACCAUUAUAAUACGUUGUAUUUGUAUCGAAACAACAAUGCUGGUUGCUGCGACGCCGAUAGCCGCGUCAAAAACGUAGGUACGUAGACUAGAGUGCCAUACAUACACUGCUGUAUGUGGUGUACUGAUGUACAGAGGUAGCAUCGCAGAGAAUAACAAGGCGAUUACCACCGCAGAGGAUUAGACGGAGACAAGAAAAAUACUUGACCAUCACCAGGGGAAGGAAAAUCUGUUCUUCUGCAUAUAUCCGCCUUUCUUUGGGGAUCAACGUAAAUUGAUGUCACAGCAGGCAGCAGGCAGGUAAUCCAGGGAAUGCUCUAGUUACACGUCGAUCUCGCUGCUGGUACGACACCCUUUGUUUGCGGUAGGAUAUUCUAUUGGUUCUAGUUUGGUAUUGCAUGAUGCCUCGGCAGCGGCAUGUCCUAGCUAGUAACUUUUUUACUAUUACCGGGUGGCUUCGCACGGAGGUACUCCGGUGCAUCAUGGCCAGCCAGCGUGUUUCGCACUGCAGCAGCUGCAGCUGUAUACUUGACGGCACAAGUGCAUGCCUGUUUUUUUUUUUACCAUGGUGUCAUUUUUCACAGCAUCGGUGGCUCGCUUCGCUUGUACAAUAGGUUUAAAAUUAUACUGAUGCCUACCGAUACCAAGGUAUCAAGAUCGGACGGACAAUGUGAUGGAAGUAGCAAAUAUCGUUGGCUCAUCUCGCCUCGCCUAGGCUUCGAUGCGCGUUCAAGAACACAGCCGAGUGUUCGUCCUCCACUGCCGUAACGACAGGGCAAGACAGGCCACUGCCAGAGAGCGAGGGCGAAAUCCUCUCCUCGACACGCCUUGCCCCACCUCAAGUUCGCCCUUCAAGACUCGUUUGGGGGCGGGCAUUUUUUUCGUACGACUGCCGUUCGUCCUCAAGUGCAGCGUAAUUUUCGGCUUUCCCCUCCCUGCCCGUGACGUUAACAUGGCGUGUGCUUUUCUCCGCACAUCGGAGAGAGGCGUUCAU